CAGCUAGUGUCAAAGCUGAAAAGUUUAUAUCGCAGAGUAAAGAGUAUACUUAUGUAGUUUGUUUUUGAUUCAGGAGAAUGCAGUAUAAAAUAUUGAAUUGAAUUAUUUUCAUGGAUAGGUUUUCGAACUUCGAAGGUGUAUAUCUGCAAUUUGAUUGACAUCUGUUGAUAUAGUGAAAUUUGAUAAAUCAAUAUAAAUAAAACAAUUGAGUAUAAUCUUCCCAAUGUGACACUGGCAGAAUUGUGUAAAGCAAAAUUGCCGUUAAUUAAAAUUACAUAACAUUGAUUUGAUUAGUUUUAUUAUGUUUAAGUAGUAACUUUUAGUUCAAAAGUAAUAUUAUAAAUGACUAUUAUUAAAAUGUAUAAAAACGUUGAAAUCCGUAAACUUCCUGCGGAACUCCUUUGCAACAUUAUAAACAUUUUGGAAACUGACAAUGAUUGGAAAAAGUUGAUGUCCAACAUCCCAAAAGAUCUUCGUAGCCCAAGCUUCGAACCUAAGUAUAAUAAUGAACAUAUAAGAAUGAUUGAGGAGUAUGCUAGAGAAAGCAAUCUUAAGUGUUCCGAAAUACUCUUUGAUGAGUGGGCAACAUCAGGAAUAAUAAGACCCACAUUAAGUGAUUUAAAAGAUAUCAUAAUCAGAACACAAAUAUAUCGCGCUGCAGAUGAAAUAGCUCUUAUAUUAAAUGAACCAAAACCUCAGCGACCCUUAGUGGGGCCUGCAGCUGCAAUAAGCACUAAUGUAACAGAUAUGUUAAGCGAUAGUAUGAAUAAUAUGAGUUCUACAGAUUCUAUUCAAAUGCAAAAAUUCUGCAAUGGACCCACAGUUCAAAUGAAAUCUGAAAGUAAUUUAAUAAAAUUCACAGAAAAUCUUCCAAAGACAGGAAUAGAGUCUGCCAGUGAUCUUAUUAAAUUUUCGAAAAACCAAAUUCUUAGUGGAGACAAUUUACAAUCAAUUCAAAAUAAUGACGUUAUAGAACAAUCUAUGAACAUACCAGAUUUAUCUGCAAUCUUGACCAAAAGCCAACAAACAUUAGGAGAUACUUCUCAAAGCACUACCAAUGAAAAUUCUAAUACUUAUAAUCACAACCUCUACAGUGGGUAUCAAAAAUCAUUCCCUAACAUAAAUAUAUCUCUUGCAAUAGAUAGCGCAAUACUUCAGGACACAAAAUUAAUUCAUUUUGAAUAUGAAGAAUUACAAAAUAUCACUAACAAUUUUUCUGAUACUCUUUCUAUCAGACCAGAUGGUCCUAGUGGUAGAAUUGGUAGUGGUGGUUUUGGUGAUGUUUUUGUUGGAACACAUCCAAAGUAUGGAACUCUAGCUGUCAAAAAAGUUCAUGAACAUUUGACAUUGCACAGAAAACCAGACAUUGCUAUAAAAGUUUUUAACGCUGAAGUGAAAUUCUUGUCACAGUUUAGACAUAAAAAUAUUCUACCUAUUUUCGGAUUUUCUAAAGAUGGCCCCAUGCCUUGUAUUGUUUGUGAGUACAUCGAUGGUGGAUCCUUGCAAGAGAAAAUAGCUGAGAAGGUCCUCACCGAAAUACAAAGAAUAAAUAUUAUGGAAGGAACUGCAGAAGGCCUAAAAUAUUUGCACACAAGCGAACCACAUGUGCAAAGUAAUGAGGAAUUGUUGAAUCUAGGAAGACCAGCUGAGUUUGAUUCAGAAAAUUCCUCCAAAAACUUUGUACACGGAGAUGUGAAAAGUGCUAAUAUUCUAUUGACUAAAGACUGUAUUCCAAAGUUAUGUGACUUUGGCUUGGCAAAACAAUAUGAUGCAACUAUGGUCACAUCCUGUCCAAUGGGAACAUCGGCUUAUAUGGCUCCUGAAGGUCUACACGGUACUAUCACACAAAAAAUUGAUAUAUUCAGCUAUGGUAUAGUAUUGUUAGAACUUUUAACAGGUUUGAAACCUAUUGUUGUCACUAAUGGUGAAAAGAUAAAUAUAAAGGAUUAUGUGGAGGACAAUUUUAAUGGAGACAUCAAUUUGUUGUUGGAUUCCACUGUACCUCAAUGGACUAAAGCUAUUAAACUUUAUGCCUUAGCUCAAAGCUGUUUACAAAGAGAUAGAAAGAAAAGACCAAACAUGAAUGAAGUGUGCAAUAUUUUGUAUGAAUUAAAGAAGUAACAUUUAAAGCAAUCAUAGAUGUUAAGUCCAUUUUAUUUGCAAAUAAAACAGAUAUUUUAUAUUUUGAGA
Molecule: messenger RNA, 2190 nt
Organism: Zerene cesonia (dogface butterfly)
Lineage: Eukaryota; Metazoa; Arthropoda; Insecta; Lepidoptera; Pieridae
Product: interleukin-1 receptor-associated kinase 4-like
Exons: 5
Coding region: 343-2121 (592 amino acids)
Biological process (GO): protein phosphorylation
Cellular component (GO): plasma membrane
Molecular function (GO): protein kinase activity; ATP binding
Source: RefSeq, a predicted model, not a curated record